Molecule: messenger RNA, 919 nt
Organism: Bradysia coprophila
Lineage: Eukaryota; Metazoa; Arthropoda; Insecta; Diptera; Sciaridae
Gene: Prosalpha4
Product: proteasome alpha4 subunit
Biological process (GO): ubiquitin-dependent protein catabolic process
Cellular component (GO): proteasome core complex, alpha-subunit complex; proteasome core complex
Source: RefSeq, a predicted model, not a curated record
UCGACGAAAAUCAUUGUUUGUGUGAUUUGCAGUUUGAGACAAGAUUCUACUCUGUUCCUUACGUUUUCCAAUUGAAGAUCGUCAAAAAUGUCGUCUAGCUACGAUAGAGCCGUUACAAUAUUUUCACCCGAUGGUCAUUUACUUCAAGUAGAGUACGCCCAAGAAGCCGUUCGAAAAGGAUCGACAGCGGUUGGUGUUCGUGGUAAAAAUGUUGUCGUCUUGGGCGUUGAAAAGAAAUCCGUUGCAAAACUACAAGAAGAACGAACCGUUCGCAAGAUUUGUUUACUGGACAGCCAUGUCGUUAUGGCCUUUGCUGGAUUAACAGCCGAUGCUAGAAUUUUGAUUAAUCGGGCUCAGGUUGAAUGUCAGAGUCAUAAGCUAAGCGUUGAAGAUCCGGUAACAUUGGAAUACAUUACCCGUUACAUUGCUGGUCUAAAACAAAAGUACACACAAAGUAACGGACGUCGACCAUUCGGAAUAUCAUGUUUAAUUGGUGGAUUUGAUUAUGACGGUCAGGCACAUUUAUAUCAAACAGAACCGUCUGGCAUUUAUUACGAAUGGAAGGCCAAUGCCACCGGCAGAUCUGCAAAGACUGUGAGAGAAUUUUUGGAGAAGUUCUACAAGCCGGAAGAGGUUGAAUCAGAAGAUGGUGCCGUCAAAUUGGCGAUUAAAGCCCUGUUGGAAGUUGCUCAAUCCGGUCAAAAGAAUUUAGAGGUGGCUGUUAUGGAACGAAACAAACCGCUGAAAAUGCUGGAUGCAAACACAAUCGAAAAGUACGUAACGAUCAUCGAGAAGGAGAAGGAAGAGGAAGCCGAAAAGAAGAAACAGAAGAAGUAAAGUCACGUAUGGUUUUUCAAUUUGAUUUUAUAUUUAAAUUCGGUUCCAAUAAAAUGCUUUUUGAUCUUUCGGAAUUGGUGAA